Octopus bimaculoides (California two-spot octopus) is the source of this 3718-nucleotide messenger RNA. Its product is annotated as putative amine oxidase [copper-containing]. Gene Ontology annotation, molecular function: primary methylamine oxidase activity; copper ion binding; quinone binding. Gene Ontology annotation, cellular component: plasma membrane. Gene Ontology annotation, biological process: amine metabolic process. The record is from RefSeq and is a predicted model, not a curated record. NCBI's taxonomy places the organism in Eukaryota, Metazoa, Mollusca, Cephalopoda, Octopoda, Octopodidae.
GCUGCAGUUGUUAUAUUGUAAUUAUUAGCAGUGGAAAUAUAUUCAAACGCCUCGCUCAUUUUUUUCGCCAAUGGCGUGGAAGGUGUGUCCAAGGUAUUUUGGCUUUUUCUCUUUUUGUGGUCACGACUUGUUAACCCUAUCUGAUUUACAUCGAUAGUUGACGCGAAUGCUUCCUGUCGAAAAAAGAAGGCUUUCUGAUAUUAUAUUGGGGAUGAGAAAAGGAAUAAAACAGGGCUUGAUAUUUCAAAGAAUAUACAUAUCCUGUUAUACUGUAAGGAGUACAGAGAACAGUGGAAUGUCUGCUGUGUAAUGCUACAACACAUCUUGGACGCGUCCCCGUCUACGGAAUGCUUAUGACUUUACUAAGUUUCUUCAGCCUCGAGAUCUUAAUCUAUUGAUAUGUAAGUCAGAAGAUUUGGGUCUCUGGUCAAAGGAGAGUUAAAAUCGUGCUCAGGUGUAAGAUUUCGGCCAUCUGUUCCAGUAUUUUCGGAAAUAACGUCUUUGACAAUGCCAACGAUCUUGCUAUAGAAAACGGCCAUUCUAUUAACAUUAUAGGAACCAGCUGCCGGUAUCUUCCAGACUUUAUAGAAAUAAAUCCAUUUUAUUGCUGCCGUCUGGCUUCAGAAGUCUAAACUAUCUCUCAAACUGGAUAAUAAAUUUAUCAGAGGACUCUGUUUAAACGAAUUAUCUUUCAACAUAGCAAUAACUACAAAGAACAACAAAAUUAGAUAGAAGAAGAAGAAGAAGAAGAAGAAGAAGAAGAAGAAGAAGAAGAAGAAGAAGAAGAAGAAGAAGAAGAAGAAGAAGAAGAAGAAGAAGAAGAAGAAGAAGAAGAAGAAGAACAACAACAACAACAACAACAACAACAACAACAACAACAACAACAACAACAACAACAACAACAACAACAAUAACAACAACAUAUUAAUAAUGGCCGACAUUAAUACUGUGAAAGGGCUUUUUGUUCUGUCAGUUCUUGUAAACAUUUCUUUAUUAACAGGUAUUCUGACUCUGCUAGCUAUCGGUGACUACAGUGGUGAAGAGGACAGCCUAGAAGCGCUACACUGCAAUAAGAAACAGUCACCGGUUGACGAUGUAGGGCCGAAUAUGUUUGAACUGCGCUACAGAAAGCACAGAAUAUUCGAUUCUUUGAACGUCGAAGAGAUCGAAGCUGUUCAAAAAUACCUUUUUAGUCAGAAAUCUUUAAAUUUAGUCCAUCCCUCGAAAGCGAAAAUUACAGAUAAUUAUAUAUUUUUGAUGGAAUCACAAACACCUAAAAAAUUAAAAGUUCUCCGGUUUCUUGAUCACGUCGGCCCCGAGCCACCAAGACAAGCCAAAGUUAUCAUAAUGAAAGGCCAAGGAAGAUUACCAAUGGUAGAAGAAUAUAUCGUUGGGCCAUUACCGAAACCAAAAUAUCAUUACUUAAAUAAUAAAACUGCAAAGGAAAACCCUUUGCCGUUUAGAAUUAGGCCGUACAAUAACCCCGAAAUUGUGGCGCUUAUGUACGAAGUCCUUCCAGAAACCAUGUCAAGUCUCAACAAGGUAUUACAGGAUAUAUAUGGUGCACAACUGUCACCUCACGAAUGUGAAGAACUCUGCUUAACUUUCACAGCCGCUCCUGUUUCUACAUCGUUUGUCCGCGAACGAAAACUUUGGAUUCCGUUGUUUUAUAACUUGGAAUUCCCCACCCUUCAUCCAAUUGACUUUCAACUGCUAAUUAAUAUUAAUCAUAAAAAUAUCAAAGAUUGGAAAAUUGAGCAAAUCUGGCACUCGGGCAUCCUUUAUAAUUCUACAGAACACUUUCUAAAAACUUACAAACAGAAUAGUUUUCCUCGAAUGAGAGUGAACACAAAAAAACUACGUGAAAGUACUCGAGGUUAUCUUCAUUCCAGGGGUAAACUGUUCCCCAAUAAGCCAUCUACUGGACCACAACAAUUCGAAACCUCAAGUAAAAGAUAUAAAAUUGUGGGUAAUAAAGUGAUAUAUAUGAAAUGGUCGUUUGACUAUCGUGUUUCGGCAAUUCAGGGUCUUCAGCUCUUUGAUAUCAGAUUUGGUAACGAUAGAAUUGUGUAUGAAAUGAGUCUUCAAGAAAUGGCGGUGCUUUACAGUGGCUUUAACCCUUUCAUGAAAUAUAUGCACGUUGCCGAUACAGUUGAUCUACCAGGAAAAGGCUUCGGACUCGUUCCUGGAAUCGACUGUCCUCAUCAUGCGACUUUCUUAAAUGCAACGCAUGCUACCGAAGAAUUUGACCAAGCAAAAGUUUACCAAAAUGCAAUUUGUAUUUUUGAAUUCAACAAAGAUGCACCGUUCCGACGACACCAUUCCAACAACAUCCGAGGAGGAGUAUUCUAUUCCGGAUUGGUUAACAACGUUCUUAUUGUUAGAACUAUUUCAGUUGUCUACAAUUACGAUUAUAUAUUCGACUACAUAUUCUACCAAAACGGCGCCUUGGAAGUUAAAAUCUACUCCACGGGGUUCGUCUAUACAACAACUUUUUCCGAAGCUGAGAGACCUUAUGCUGUACCUGUCGAUGAAAACAUUGUCGCAAGCAUACAUGCACAUCUUUUCCAUUUCAAGGUGGACUUAGACAUUUUAGGAGAGAAAAACAGAUACGAAACUUGGGAUGUAAAAGUUGAAAAUAAAAGCAAUAUUUGGAGAAACAACUACGAAGAAUUCCACCAGUACUGGCUUGACCGGAAAUUGAAACGUACAGAGAAGGAAGCCAUCCACAAAUACAAUUUCAAUACGCCGAAAUAUCACACUAUUUUAAAUAAUGAUAAGACUAAUUAUCACGGUGUACCCAGAGGCUAUCGGAUACACAAUAGAGGAAUGGUAAAACAACUAUUGCCAGAGAAUUUUCACAUGGAAAGUUCGAUAUCAUGGUCACGUUAUCAGAUGGCAGUGACUCAGUUUAAAGACAGAGAAGAGAAAAGUAGUUCAAUCACAGCAUUGUUUGGAACCAAGAACCCGGCAGUCAAAUUUUCCGAUUUCUUGGAGGACGAUGACGACAUUGUUGACAUGGAUCUUGUGACAUGGUUAACUCUAGGAACUUACCACAUCCCACGAUCAGAAGAUCUCCCCAAUGUCCCCACACCAGAAACAGAACUCUCGUUUUUGUUGACACCAUUCAAUUAUUUCCCAGAAGACCCGUCCAUUAGUUCUCGUAAUGCAGUUCGGUUGACCCCUUCUAAAAAGAAGAGCGAGAAACUUAACGUGGAAACCUUUGGUACGCCGGAUCCUCCCAAAUGCGUUGCUCCAACUUUUUCUUUCAACUCAAUAAAAAGUUCCACGAUAUUCAACAGGUGAUGACAUUCCACAGAAUAAAUAAAUGACUACAUGAACAGAUAAACAAAUGGAUAAAUAUAUAAAUGAAUAAAUAUAUAAAUGAAUAAUUAAAUAAAUGAAUAAAUAAAAUAAAUAAACAAACAAUUGAACACUGAAGAAAUCAGGAAAAUGAAAGACAGAAACAAAAAGAAAAGCGAAGAAUUUGAUCAAAUAUAUUGCUACAAGUGUGUGUGCGUGUGUGUGUGUGUACGUGUGCGUGCGUGCGUAUGUGUGUGUAUGUGUCUGUGUAUGUGUGUGUGUGAAUGUGUCGAUAUUUUACUCACAUUUUGUUAGUUGUGGUAUGAUGUGACAUGGUUUAUAUAUAUAUAUACAUAUAUAUAUGUAUUGUAUAUAAGUAUGAAAGUAUAUGUAUUACACAUUUCUAUACCAAGAA